Phragmites australis (common reed) is the source of this 1771-nucleotide messenger RNA. RefSeq names its product ornithine aminotransferase, mitochondrial. Gene Ontology annotation, molecular function: identical protein binding; pyridoxal phosphate binding; L-ornithine transaminase activity. The record is from RefSeq and is a predicted model, not a curated record. The transcript has 10 exons. Bases 182 to 1591 code for a protein of 469 amino acids. NCBI's taxonomy places the organism in Eukaryota, Viridiplantae, Streptophyta, Magnoliopsida, Poales, Poaceae. Gene Ontology annotation, cellular component: cytoplasm.
AGGCUGACGGAUCAGCUGCGCUUCCGUCCGUGAACUCCAUUCCGUGCCAUAAAACAGGUGCACGAGUCCCGACGCCGAAGGCAAUUAAGAUCAGCUGCGCUGCGCGCCCCAGCAAGCAACCGACCGACCGGUACCGUGAAUCUGUGCGAUUUGGGCGUGCGCGCGAGGGAGGGGUGUGGACAUGGCGGCGAGGCUGGCGCGGCGUGGCGCGGGGCUCGCGGCGGCCCUGGCGCAGCGGCGCGGGAUGUGCUCGGCCUCGGCGCCCGCGGCGGCGCUGUCCUCCGAGGAGCUCAUGCGGAUGGAGCGGGACUGCAGCGCUCACAACUACCAUCCAAUUCCCAUGGUCUUUUCCAAAGGAGAAGGUUCACAUAUACUGGACCCUGAAGGCAACAAAUACAUUGAUUUUCUCUCUGCUUAUUCUGCAGUCAAUCAGGGUCAUUGCCAUCCGAAAGUCCUGAGAGCUCUGAUAGAACAGGCGGAAAGGCUUACACUCAGUUCCAGAGCUUUCUACAAUGAUAAAUUCCCAAUCUUUGCUGAAUAUCUGACAAGCAUGUUUGGGUAUGAAAUGAUGUUGCCAAUGAAUACUGGAGCUGAAGGAGUUGAAACCGCUAUCAAGUUGGCAAGGAAAUGGGGUUAUGAGAAGAAAAAGAUACCGAAGAAUGAGGCUUUGCUUGUCUCUUGCUGUGGAUGUUUCCAUGGCCGGACACUCGGGGUCAUUUCCAUGAGCUGUGACAAUGAUGCAACUCGUGGUUUUGGUCCUUUGGUCCCUGGCCAUCUCAAAGUUGAUUUUGGAGAUAUUGAUGGGUUGAAGAAAAUUUUCCAAGAGCAUGGAGAUCGGAUAUGCGGUUUUCUGUUUGAACCUAUCCAAGGAGAAGCUGGGGUAGUAAUCCCACCAGAUGGCUAUUUGAAAGCUGUAAGAGACUUGUGUUCUGAGCACAACAUUCUGAUGAUUGCUGAUGAGAUCCAAACAGGCAUAGCUAGAACUGGGAAAAUGUUGGCAUGUGAUUGGGAAGACAUACGGCCUGAUAUGGUGAUUCUAGGAAAAGCUCUUGGUGCUGGAAUCGUUCCAGUCAGUGCAGUUCUUGCAGACAAGGACAUUAUGUUGUGUAUCAAACCAGGAGAACACGGAAGUACGUUUGGUGGGAAUCCAUUGGCUAGUGCUGUGGCAGUUGCAUCACUGAAAGUCGUCAAAGAUGAAGGUCUUGUUGAAAGGGCUGCAAAGUUAGGUCAGGAGUUCAGGGAUCAGUUACAAAAGGUCCAGCAGAAAUUUCCUCAAAUUAUAAGGGAAGUGCGUGGGAGGGGUUUGCUGAAUGCAGUGGACUUAAACAACGAUGCGCUAUCUCCUGCCUCUGCAUAUGAUAUCUGCAUCAAGUUGAAGGAGAGAGGCAUUCUAGCAAAACCCACACAUGAUACUAUAAUCCGAUUAGCCCCUCCCCUUUCAAUCAGUCCCGAGGAACUUGCAGAAGCAUCAAAGGCGCUGAGUGAUGUCCUGGAGCGUGACUUGCCACAGAUGCAGAAGCAGAUCAAGAAGCCAGAAUCUGAGGCAGAAAAACCAACCUGUGACAGAUGCGGCCGAGACUUGUACGGAUGAGUGAUCCUCCGAGAAGAGAUAGCCGCAUUUUCAUAGGCACCCAUUUCCCCUAAAAGGAAUAACAGACCAGGGGAUUCUCGCUAUUUUUAGCUCUCCUCCGCAUCUUGUUGAAUUGUAUAUUCAGGGAAUGUGCUAUUGUUACCUUGAUUUACCCAAAAUAAGUGGGGUAGCAUUCACCUA